CCAGGAGGCCCAGCUAGGGCCUGAGUCGGCCCCAUGCGGCUCACUCGAUGCCAGGCUGCCUUGGCGGCUGCCAUCCUCCUCAACCUCCUGGUCCUCUUCUAUGUCUCAUGGCUGCAGCAGCAGCCCAGGAACUCCAGGGCGCGGGGAGCGCGCCGCGGGGCUGCCACAGGCCCCCGCAUCACCAUCCUGGUGCGAGAAUUCGAAGCCUUUGACAACGCUAUCCCGGAGCUGGUGGACUCCUUUCUGCAGCUGGACCCGGCGCAGCCAGUGGUGGUGGCAGCAGACACGCUGCCCUACCCGCCCCUGCCCCUGCCCCGCCUCCCCAAUGUCCACCUGGCGCUGCUCCAGCCCGCCCUGGACCGGCCCGCAGCCGCCUCGCGCCCGGAGACCUACGUGACCACCGAGUUUGUAGCCCUGGUGCCAGAUGGGGCGAGGGCCGAGGCACCAGGCCAGCUGGAGCGCAUGGUGGAGGUGCUCCGGGCGGGAGGCGCCCGCCUGGUGGCUGCUCCCGUCGCCACCGCCAACCCCGCGAGGUGCCUGGCCCUGAAUGUCAGCCUGCGGGAGUGGACCGCGCGCUACGGUCCAGCUCCUGCCGCACCGCGCUGUGACGCCCUGGACGGGGACGCCGUGGUGCUCCUGCGCACGCGCGACCUCUUCAACCUCUCCGUGCCCCUCGCGCGGCCCCUGGGCACCAGCCUCUUUCUGCAGACGGCUCUUCGCGGCUGGGCCGUGCGCCUGCUGGAGACGCCUUUCCCCGCCGCUCGCCAGGCCCCGCUCGCCACGGCGCACGCGCGCUGGAAGGCGGAGCGCGAGGGGCGCGCGCGGCGGGCAACACUGUUGCGGACGCUGGGCAUCCGCCUGGUGAGCUGGGAGGGCGGGCGCCUCGAGUGGUUCGGCUGCAGCAAGGAGAGCACUCGGUGCUUUGGGACGGUGGUGGGCGACACACCGGCCUACCUGUAUGAGGACCGCUGGACGCCCCCCUGCUGCCUGCGCGCCCUGCGCGAGACGGCGCACUACGUGGUCGGGGUGCUGGAGGCAGCGGGUGUGCGCUAUUGGCUGGAGGGCGGCUCGCUGCUGGGCGCCGCCCGCCACGGGGACAUCAUCCCGUGGGACUACGACGUGGACCUGGGCAUCUACCUGGAGGACGUGGGCAACUGCGAGCAGCUACGCGGGGCCGAGGCGGGCUCCGUGGUGGACGAGCGAGGCUUCGUGUGGGAGAAGGCAGUGGAGGGCGACUUCUUCCGCGUGCAGUACAGCGAGAGCAACCACCUGCACGUGGACCUGUGGCCCUUCUACCCCCGCAACGGCGUGAUGACCAAGGACACGUGGCUGGACCACCGGCAGGACGUGGAGUUCCCCGAACACUUCCUACAGCCCCUCGUGCCCCUGCCCUUCGCCGGCUUCGUGGCCCAAGCGCCCAACAACUACCGCCGUUUCCUGGAGCUCAAAUUCGGCCCCGGGGUCAUCGAGAACCCGGAAUACCCCAACCCAGCCCUGCGCAGCCUGGCAGGAGGCGGCUGAAGCCC
Elephantulus edwardii (Cape elephant shrew) is the source of this 1526-nucleotide messenger RNA. It is a transcript of the gene FKRP, whose product is annotated as fukutin related protein. Bases 34 to 1521 code for a protein of 495 amino acids. Gene Ontology annotation, biological process: protein O-linked glycosylation via mannose. Gene Ontology annotation, cellular component: Golgi apparatus. Lineage: Eukaryota; Metazoa; Chordata; Mammalia; Macroscelidea; Macroscelididae. The record is from RefSeq and is a predicted model, not a curated record. The transcript has a single exon.